AUGAAAUUCACCAGAGACAUAUGCAGACUGUUGGGACUCGCAAGCGGGCCUCCAGUCCAGCAGCCGGAAGAGCAGAUGGACUGCGAUGGAGCCACUCCUAAACCAAGCCAUGAUGCCAGUCUGUCACAGGAUGCAUUAAAUGGAGAGGAGGAUUUGAGUGAGGAGGAGAAAGUCAGAAGAAAAGCUGAGCGAAGGAAAGCCAAGAAAAAGCGCCGCAGAAAACGUAAGAAGCAGGAGCAGGUCAAACAAAGUGAGACAGCUGAGCAGGAUGAGGACGAUGAGGAUGUUGGAGCCGAGUCUGAGCUGGAUGAAAGUGAGUCAGAGCCUGAGGUCGAAGCUGCCUUAAUCUUUUCUAAGGAGCCCGAAUGGGACGUGAGCAGCGCCUUCUUUGCAAACGCUGCUAGUCAUAUCAAACCCAAACAGACAAGUCGCAAAUCCAGAGAAAAUAAGGAGAAUGAAGCCAAGCGGGAGACAAAUGGAACUGACAUCGUAACCAAGAAAAGCACAUCACUGACAGAAAAAGGGAUAAAAUUGGUGCAAGAAGGACAGUACGCACAAGCUGUCAUUAUGUUUACAGAAGCCAUCAGAUGUGAUCCCAAGGACAACAGGUUCUUUGGUAAUCGUUCCUACUGUUAUUACUGCCUGGAGCAGUAUCCUCCGGCCCUGGCAGAUGCUGAGCGAGCAAUUCAGCUGGCCCCAGACUGGCCUAAAGGAUACUUUCGCAAGGGCAGUGCCCUCAUGGGUAUGAAGCGGUACAGUGAGGCGGAGACGGCCAUGGAGCAGGUGCUAAAAUUGGACAAAGACUGUGAGGAGGCCGUCACUGAUCUCUUCAACUGUAAAGUCCUGCAGUUAAUGGAGCUCGGCUUUGAAGAGUUGCAAAGCGUGCAGCUGUUGGAGAAGUUUUCCACAGUGCAGGCCGUUCAAACAGCGUGUUUGGAGGCAGCCAGAGCUGGAAACCAAGAUCCAUCAGUUGUGCAACCAGGAAGUCCUUGUGCAUCUCUGUGGGUGGGAAAUGUGACGACAGAGCUGACAGAAAAACAUCUGUGGGACCUGUUUAAAAUGUACGGUGAGAUAGAAAGUAUCCGUGUGCUGCACGAGAGAUUCUGUGCCUUUGAACAUGGCGUCUCGUGCUAUGGAGAAACUAAAUGGUUAUUGCAUCGAGAACACGCGUCUAGUGGUGAGGUAUCCAGACCGGCGCACUCAGAGGGUUCUCCCUGUUCCACUCAAGACCUGUCUCUCUGUAACACAGCAGGCAGGAGCAGCUGCUGGACCUCGAAGACGGGGGCCUGUAAACGGAGACGAAUGUUACUUUUGGAGAACCACUGGCUGCCACUUCGGGGACAAAUGCCGCUACAAACACAUUCCGGAUCAGAAAAGCAAAGACAGGAAACCCUGGCAGCCUUGACCUCUUCACUCCCCGUCUUGGUGUACUCAGAAAACCGAGAUACUCAGACUGAGCUACAGGAGCUGGUACUUAAUGGACCAGGUUAAAAACAACCACAUCACUGUGGCAGAACGGAGCAGCAGCGUGAGAAGACUUGAAAUGGCACUUGGUUUUAGUCAAACACGUCCCACAAAGAAAUGCAAGUACCAAGGUUGUUCUGUCCGACCGACAAGUCCCGAGAGCAGACGGGAUGAUGCUGCUAGUAGUACUGCAGGACUGAGUACUACUGCAGGGCAGCAAAACAGAAGAAAAGGCAACGACUAAAUCCUCCGUCGUCAUCGUCUUCAUCUCUUGUUAACGUCCUUAGUAAUUGUGGCCCCUUCUGGGACAUGACUUUCAUUUCCUCGAGGGACUUUUAGCUUCACAGGAUCACGACAGAAGUGCAACUGGUUGGGAUGGAGGGGGGCAGAGCCGGGAGGUUACUCUGUUGUGCUAAGAAGCAUUAAAGAGACUGUGGUAAUUUGUUUUUCGAGCCAAGAGUCUUGACCGAAGACCUUUUCAUUUUCCAGAUUCUGUCACAAAACAAUGUUCCUCGAUGUAAAACCUUUUAACUGACUGUCCACAGACCAAAGAUGCAACAACAGACACAUGUUAAAUGAUAGUUUAUGGGAUUUUUACUUUGAAGCCAGUACCCUCCACAGCUCCACAGAGGUGCCUUUAAAUGUGUAUUUAAGUUAAUCUGUAGCAGGGAAUUGAACACAGACUGAACAUGAGAGAGAAUGCAGGAUUGUAUGUAGUAAUGCAUGGCCUUGUUUGCCAGUUUAUUUGCCUUUUUUUCCCCUUUGCUUUAAAGACACACAGCAUGUCUGCAGAGUUGCAGGAAGGCAUUUUACAUCGAGUCUCAUUUUUGGUGAGACGUAAUGUCUUUUUGUUUUUUUACAACAAAUAGCAAGUGUGACACACUUCCUGUCUCCUGGACCACAGAAGCUCAGAGACAAUGAUCUCAGCACAACUGAAAAGCCAGACUGUGUUCAUUCAUUAAUGUCAGCGCUGGCAUGUUUCCUGCUUAUUUAGCUUUUUAUGGUUUAUGCAAAAAAAAA
Molecule: messenger RNA, 2484 nt
Organism: Cynoglossus semilaevis (tongue sole)
Lineage: Eukaryota; Metazoa; Chordata; Actinopteri; Pleuronectiformes; Cynoglossidae
Product: hsp70-Hsp90 organizing protein
Exons: 18
Coding region: 1-1491 (496 amino acids)
Molecular function (GO): RNA binding; protein binding
Source: RefSeq, a predicted model, not a curated record